AUUACCAUGAUUUGCAGCGCAGCAUGCUGUUCUUCCUCUAUGCUUUUAACGUAACCAAGGUUCAAUUUUGCUCACUUGGCUUAACAGAGAGAUUGAGAUCGUUAAUUAUUUCUGCGAAAAUUGAAAGUUUGAAAAAAGAAUCAGAAAAGGAUGAGAAGGCGACCUGGAAUCGGAGGGUUGCAGACAGCUGCAGCAGCAAGGGAUCAGUAUCGGUUGCUUGGUGAGAAUGUCGCAAAGAUCAGAACCGAUUUGAUGAAGGAACAGCUUGCCACUUUUCGAUCCCAGCUUGAAGAUUUUGCUCGCAAGCACAAGAAUGACAUCCGCAAGAACCCUGCGUUCAGAUCACAGUUCCACGAGAUGUGUGCUAAAGUUGGAGUAGAUCCAUUGGCCUCAAACAAAGGUUUCUGGGCAGAGCUUUUAGGAAUUGGUGACUUCUAUUAUGAACUUGGAGUUCAAAUAGUCGAUAUUUGCUUGGCCACUAGACCACACAAUGGAGGACUGAUCAACCUUCAGGAACUCUGCCAUCUCCUUCGUCAGAGACGGAAAAGUGAUAGGGGAGUUGUUUCUGAGGAUGAUUGCCUUCGGGCUAUCAGCAAACUAAAGGUGUUGGGUAGCGGUUUUGAAGUUUUUUCAGUUGGUAAAAAAAAGCUUGUCCGUUCAGUUCCAACUGAGUUGAACAAAGACCACAAUGAAAUUCUAGAGCUUGCCCAGGCUCAAGGAUAUGUGACCGUUGAAGAAGUAGAGAGGCGGCUAUCUUGGACUUCGGGCCGUGCUAUUGAUGCACUUGAUACAUUACUUGAUGAAGGACUUGCAAUGAUCGAUGAUGGCCAUCGAGAUGGUAAACGGCGUUACUGGUUUCCCUGUGUAUCUCCCAUCUCAUCUUCAAUAGGAGUUGAUUCCUAACAAUUAAUUUAAUCAGGGAAAAAGCAUCUAGGUCAGAUUUUUUAUGACCUAUUUUUUUUACUCUUGCAAACGUGCAAGUUAAAACCUGUGUGUCCUUAUUUACUUUGUCCUAAAAUGUGUGAUUCAUUUUCAGUUUAUCUAGUUCACAGAAUAUGGUGUUUAGUUACCUGAAAUAUGUACUUAAUCUUCUACAAGUGCUGCUGAACAAUGAAGCAUUCAUGUACAAAAACUAGCUCCUAUGAGCUAUUGAUAAAGCAGGGUGGUACCAAAACCAAUAUACUAUC
Messenger RNA from Arachis ipaensis, 1187 nucleotides. RefSeq names its product EAP30/Vps36 family protein (gene VPS22). Gene Ontology annotation, biological process: protein transport to vacuole involved in ubiquitin-dependent protein catabolic process via the multivesicular body sorting pathway. NCBI's taxonomy places the organism in Eukaryota, Viridiplantae, Streptophyta, Magnoliopsida, Fabales, Fabaceae. Gene Ontology annotation, cellular component: ESCRT II complex. The record is from RefSeq and is a predicted model, not a curated record.